This is a messenger RNA of Nicotiana tabacum (common tobacco), 771 nucleotides long. Lineage: Eukaryota; Viridiplantae; Streptophyta; Magnoliopsida; Solanales; Solanaceae. The record is from RefSeq and is a predicted model, not a curated record.
AUGGAGAAGACUUACCUGGGGUCUGUAGUUAAAUUGAAGAAGACGGACGAUGACUGCUUCUUGUAUGUAUUUGUUGCGAUUUGUACGUCAAUCAGUGGUUGGGAAUAUUGUAAACCAGUUGUAGUAGUUGAUGGUACCUUCUUAAAGUCAGCAUACAGGAGAAUAAUGCUAACAACUAGUACAAUGGAUGCAGCAGAGUCGUUGAAUGCUGUAACAAAAUAUGCAAGAGAGCUGCCGAUAGUAGAACUAUUAGAGUAUAUGAGGACCCUUCUUGAACGUUGGACGAAAGAAAAGUUAUUGAAAGCAAAGGGUACAUUCACAUACCUUGGGUUCAAAUUUAACAAAGAGUUGGAUGACAACAGAACAUUGUCGCACAAGCUUAGAGUGAGGGCUUCAACAGACUACAUCCAUACAGUACUAGAUGGUGUGAGGCGCUAUAUUAUUUGUCUUGAAAACAAGAGAUGUAGUUGUGAGCAAUUCCAGCUUGAUGAACUUCCUUGUCCACAUGUUAUGGCUGCUUUAAGACACAGGGAUGAGUCUUUUGAACAAUAUUGUUCUCCUUAUUACACAAGGGAGAACCUCUUGCGUACUUAUGAAAUACCAGUAAAUCUCCUGCCUGAUGAAAGCAAAUGGAAUGUGCCCCAACAUAUAUCUGAAGAAGUAGUAAAUCCACCUAUAGGAGGGAAAAGACAGCUUGGAAGACCUCAAAAAGAAAGAUACAAAACAUAUAAUGAAAUAAAUUCAAAGAAGUACAAGGAUAACAGAUUUUGA